This is a messenger RNA of Pistacia vera, 692 nucleotides long. RefSeq names its product pathogenesis-related protein PRB1-3. NCBI's taxonomy places the organism in Eukaryota, Viridiplantae, Streptophyta, Magnoliopsida, Sapindales, Anacardiaceae. The transcript has a single exon. The record is from RefSeq and is a predicted model, not a curated record. Bases 46 to 588 code for a protein of 180 amino acids. Gene Ontology annotation, cellular component: extracellular region.
AUUGCAAAAUCAGCCUCUUAAUUUCUCCUGUCUCUGCUGUCCCUUAUGGAGUUUAGACUAUUGGCAACUUUCCUUCUCUUUUCUUCUAUCAUUUCAAUCUCAUUCUCAGACUCAACCCAAGUAAUUUCAGCUUCUUCCGCUGGACCUUUUCUUAGAGGCACCACUCGACGUCGUAGCACGAUUCAACAGUUUCUAGCACCUCACAACAAGGUGAGAGCAAAGCUCGGACUGCCUCCUCUAAAAUGGAGCAAGAAGCUGACGAGUUUCGCUUAUGGGUGGGCGAAUCAACGCCGAGAGGAUUGCGAUUUGGUGCAUUCCAAUAGCAAUUAUGGGGAGAAUCUGUUUUGGGGAAGUGGGAAAGACUGGAAAGCGAGCGAUGCUGUUAAAGCAUGGGCUGCAGAGAAAAGUUACUACAAUUAUGAAACAAAUACUUGCGCUAAAAAUGAAGAGUGUCUGCACUAUACGCAGAUGGUUUGGAGGCAAAGCUUGAAGGUGGGCUGCGCACGAGUUGUGUGUAAAAGCGGCGAUACAUUUAUCACAUGUAACUAUGAUCCCCAUGGCAAUGUGGUCGGCCAAAAGCCCUUUUGAAAUGAGAUAAAUUAAACUUUACUUCUCAUUUCAUCACUACUUGUAUUAUUAAAUAUUAAUUAUAUACAUACAUAUAUGUAACUAUUAUGUCCCAGAGCACAGAU